Molecule: messenger RNA, 918 nt
Organism: Aspergillus candidus
Lineage: Eukaryota; Fungi; Ascomycota; Eurotiomycetes; Eurotiales; Aspergillaceae
Exons: 3
Coding region: 1-918 (305 amino acids)
Source: RefSeq, a predicted model, not a curated record
AUGCCUCCCAAACGCAAGUCCGACAACGACAGCGCCUCAGACAGCGCAGCCAAAGCAAGACCUCCCCCACACCUAAGUAGCCCCAAAGCCCCCAAAUCCAAGGCCCACAAGACCCGCGCAACCACCAAAGUCUCCACCGCCGACAAAAAGCUGCAAGCCCAUUUAUCGACCAUCCAAACCGAGCUUGACAACUGGGUGCGCGCCCACGCCGUGGAGUCCCUCCCCGGCGACAAAGAAUUUCCCCUGGAUGCCCGCAAUGCCCUCCUCCGCGAGCUAGGCGGUUACUGCACCAAGGCCGACGACGGCUGGAAGGCGCUCGUGGACAGCCUGCCGCCGGGAUCGGUGGAGAAGCUGCCCCAGGCGCUGGCGGUGGUUGUGUUGGCGAAAGACGUGUUUCUGAAUGUGGUGCAGAAUCCGUUGGCUCUGGCGGAGGGGACGAUUCUUGAGGGGAGAAGGGUCGCGUGGGAGAAGACACGUUUGGAGAACGAAUCGUACGCCCACACCAUGCGCAAAGCCCUUGCCCCAUACGCCAUCUCAAAAGCCGGCCCCGCCGUCGCGAGCGCCAAACUCUGGGAAUCCGCCAUGGAGCGACUGUCACCGCAGAGCAACGACUCGUCCCCGCUGCGCCACCUGCUCAAGCCCGCCAAGAAAGACAAGGACGAAGAGGCGCGGUUUGAGGAGCUGAAGGCCGCGUACGAAGCGGCCGGCGCGGUGAGCUUCGGCCUGUGGAACAAGGACAACGAGACCCAUACUCGGUUCCGGACGGAGGUGGUCGCGAGUGACGAGGACGGUGAUGAUGAUAAAAAGAUGCCGUUUGUGACGCAGCCGGCGGUGAUCCGGGUUGCAGAUUUGAAGGGUAAGGCGGCUGGUGAGGUGAUUUCUUGGGCGCAAGGGUUGAAGACGGAGGAGGAGGCUUAG